ACAUCUUUGAAUUAAUGUCACAGCUCUUAUUUCUUCACAUUCUGUUGAUAAUUUUAGUUAAUUUUGCGAAUGUUUAAAAAAAAAUCCAAAUAGCUCCCUUGAUAGUAGUAAGAGUAGAAUUGGUAUCAUUAUUUGCACAGUUCUCAUUCCAUUUUUCUCUCACAGCAGAAAAGACCUUUAGCAGGCGCUCAGGUCAACAGCUCCCUCAGGCUCCCAACAUGAUUUGUCAGUAUUCUGACAUAUCUGAUCAUAGAUAUGAGGCUUAGUGUAAGCAUACUGACAUCCAAAGGUUUUUCCAACACCUAAAAUUUCAGCAGUCUUUGAUAAAUCUUGAGAAAUUUGAUCAAUCUCCUUUUUUUUUAGAGUAGGUAAAGUAAACUGAGAAAUGAUGACAUUCUUAGUUAAAUAGACAGCCCUUAUUUAUCCAGUGCGCCAGUUGCACUCUUCCCAUUGGGAGCUGUCGGGGUUCAGCCUCUAGCUCAAGGACAACUCGACAUGUGGUCAAGAGGAGCCAGAAAUCCAGCCACUAAUCCUGCUUUAUCUGUUGAGACAUGGCCAUUUUAACACACCAAUAUCGUUCUCUGACUUUGCUGCAAACACACUCGACAUGUGCUAUGUGCUAUGUAUGACAUUUGCUAUGUUCUUAGUUUGGGCCACCUUAAUGUUUCAGACAUAGUGCUAAGAGACGACAGUCGUAUGACCAUGACAUCAUCAGGGAAUCUUUUCCACAAAGAAAUCUUGGACAGAAUUUGGAUGGGGCAAAAUCACUGCUCAUAGCUGUGCCACUGCUAUGUAAUAGUAAUACGAAUCCAAAUGAAAUAGGUAUUGGCGAAAAUCGGGUGUUAGUAGGAAUUCACUGGGAAGCAAAAUCUCCAAUGGAUGUUUCUUGAACUCUCAUUUUUUUCCAAGUAAAAUUUAGAUCUGCAUCAAAAUGUUCUCAGUUUUUUCAUCAGAUCUGUGCAAUAUUUCCAUAAAAAAUAAUGAAAAUUAAAGAAAGUGAGAAAAAGAUCCUGCAUCCAUCUCUUUAUCCAAAUCCAAGUCAAAAGUUAAUGAGGUCUAUUCUGGGCUGAGACCCAUCCUCCAUCCAAGUUUUGUGGAAAUUCGUACUUAAGAUUUUAUGUAAUUAUGAUGACAAACCAACCAUCAAACAAAAAAAGGAGUUGACAGAAUCGACUAAGAGAAAGCUAAAAACAUAUAAAGACACAGGCAUUAGAGUGUCAUCAUACAGGUGCCACUCUGACAUAGACAUCGGAGAAUCUGCCCUAUGAGAAUAGUCUAAUUAGUCAGAGUGGGAGGAUCAGGCCAUUUCCACUAAAAUACAGAGCUUAAAACAUUUCUUUUUUCACCUAGGCGUUACCUUACAUUAUAUUUGUUUAAAACAUUUUCACCAGCAGCCUACUUUCUGAUCCAGAAAAAACUCUUUUCGUUGGUGGUUUCGUCUAAGAAUCACCUUGCACACUGUAAAUCAAAAAUGCCAGUCCACUAAUAUCACAGGUUAAAGUAUUUUAAGUAACUACUAAUCCAUUCCCACUUCCCUUUGACAUGCAUCACUUGAAUCUUUCAUGACUGAUGCAUAAUCAUCUCUCUGGACCUGUGUGUAAUUUCUGUGUCUAAUGGGAGUCUUAGCCUUCCUCCCUGUCAUUACACUGCCUUUAAAUGCCAGUUUCUUUCUGAGAGAGCUCUGACUCAGCCUCUCUGGGUGCUCCCUAGAAAUACAACUCCCAUUCUGCCUGCCACAUGUAGCCUCCCACCCCUCUGUGGAAUACAGACCCCCUAUUUAUAGAGCUGGCAGGGCCUGCAACCCUGGGCUCGGCACAAACUUUCAUUUAAACAGCUACCCCUAGCAAUCUACUGAGCGCACACUGACACACACAGGACGUAUAGCAGGGUGUGUGUUUGUUAGAGAGAGAAGGAGUGAGAGAGCAAAUCCGAGAAGCAACAGGAGACAGAAACGGCGAAACAAAGAGCUGAAGGAAUGAUUUUAACGGGAACUUCAGUGAAGAAAUUACAAGGACCAAGUCACUAAGAAAUGGAGCUUGACUGACAUGACAACAAAUUAGUCCACCUGUUUGGCACUGAGGGCUAUUGUUGGAAGACUGAUCUCUGGAUGUGACUUGUUCUGGACCUAACUUUACUUUGAACUUAUGAUACACUGGACAACUUAUUGAAGAGAGCGCACAAGGGGAAACCAAGAUUUCGGAGGACGUCCACAAUAGCUUUGAGUAAGACAAGGAUCAAAUUCUUAACCUCUAAAAACAUUUUCAAAACACUGUAAAAAGGACGGAUACCAGUGUUAGUAAAAGUAGUAUAUACUCAGAGACAUUACUUUAAAACGUUCCAAAAAAAUAUAUCGUAUUCCAGGUUUUAACUACGAUUACAAGUUACUGUACACACGUUUACACAAGUGUCUAAAUGUAACCUGAUCCUGAACACACCACUGUAAUUACAAAGCAAGCUCAAGGAAAAAUUACAGAGAGUUGUAAUUAAGGACCAUCUAUAAAAAGCCAACCAAGGAAAGGGUGAGGUCUGGGCCACAAGGACAUCAAGACUGAGAACAGGACGUCAAGAAUCUCAACAAGGAAAACAGCUGCUUUUGGGGGGACAAUAUAAACCAUGGAUUCUCAUGGAGAACACUACCUCAACAAAGAGGCUGUACUGUCACCUUUAGGUGCAGCUCGGAUGUGCCAGCUGCUACUUGGUUGCACCAUAAUGGCCCUUGUGUCCCACAGUGCAGGUUACAGCGCCAACUAUGGAACCUUCUGCAUGUUUGUGUGGUGCUUCUGCUUCGCUGUCACACUGGUUGUCUUCACCUUGGACAUUACGCGUCUCCACACGUGCAUGCCCAUAUCCUGGGAUAACUUCACUGUGGCCUUUGCCAUGCUGGCAACACUCAUGUAUAUAACUGCUUCCGUGGUCUACCCUGUUUACUUCCUACAAACAGAGUGCCCAGAUGAGAGCUGUGAAGUCCAAAUAUACCGCAUUGCUGUCACUGUCUGCUCCAGUAUCUGCUGCUUCCCCUAUGGCGCUGAGGUGUUCCUGACUCGAGCCAAGCCAGGGGCUGUGGUGGGUUACAUGGCCACUGUGUCCGGCCUACUCAAGGUGGUCCAAGCUUUUGUGGCCUGCAUUAUUUUCGGGGCGCUGGCCAACGAUAGUGAAUACGAUGUCUACAUUGCCUCCCAGUACUGUGUGGUGGUGUACAGCCUGUGCUUCUUGGUCACCGUGAUAGUGAUUGUACUGACGGUUUCUGGGAGGACCUCUGCCCUGCGGUUCCCCUUUGACCGGUUUGUGGUUGUCUACACCUUUUUCGCUGUGGUCCUCUAUCUCAGUACUGCACUCAUCUGGCCGAUCUUCAGCUUUGACAGGAAGUAUGGCAACACUACGCGUCCUGAGGACUGUCCUCGUGGACAGUGUUCCUGGGACAGUAAGCUGGUGGUGUCUGUGUUCACCAACAUCAACCUGAUCCUCUAUUUUGCUGACCUUGUUUAUUCUCAAAGGAUUCGCUUCGUCUCCAGCUCUGCUGCAUAAACAGACCUUCCCUCCUCAUGACUGUUUGGCCUCAGCAACAAAUAAAGGAAGGCUGAGACCGGACUGUGGAGAACAUGAAGGGCAUCACCCUGUCCUCCACAGUCUGGUCUCUGUGAAGGAUUCAAUAUGUUGAAUCCAUUGAUUCAUUGUGGCAUGUGUGAUAUCUUUUAUUAUCAGUAUUUGUCUAGAACUGAGACUGUGGGCAGCAAAACUGAAAGCAUUACCCCAAGCUACAAACUUGCUGUGACCUACCAGGGAAGGCAUGCCAGGUGCGCUGAUGAAACUUUGUCCACAGAAGACCCUGGGAAGCACCAACUACAUCCAUCCACUCCAAAUUCCUUUGGUGGUUGCACACAGGACAGG
Acanthopagrus latus (yellowfin seabream) is the source of this 3888-nucleotide messenger RNA. RefSeq names its product myeloid-associated differentiation marker-like protein 2. The transcript has a single exon. Gene Ontology annotation, cellular component: membrane. The record is from RefSeq and is a predicted model, not a curated record. The coding region runs from base 2614 to 3525 and encodes 303 amino acids. Lineage: Eukaryota; Metazoa; Chordata; Actinopteri; Spariformes; Sparidae.